Molecule: messenger RNA, 797 nt
Organism: Coccinella septempunctata (seven-spotted ladybird)
Lineage: Eukaryota; Metazoa; Arthropoda; Insecta; Coleoptera; Coccinellidae
Exons: 4
Coding region: 88-471 (127 amino acids)
Source: RefSeq, a predicted model, not a curated record
UAUAUCCAGCAUUGUGUAUCCAGUCUUCUUCAGUGAGUUUUGGUUGUUUUGAGGCUAAUUACACCUGCUACAAUAAAUAAAUCGAUAAUGAAAGUGUUAUACUUCCUACUGAUUUUUUUGUUGGCCUAUGCUGCUGCAACCCAGGCUUUGCCAUCUCACCAAACAUCUGAUGGUGCAGAUAUGGAUGGAACCGUAGAAAGCGUAGAUGAAGUCAGGGCGAAAAGAGGUUUCGACGACAGAGAAAGUUCAUCAUUGAGGGACAAACGAGAAAUUGAGGGAUCUGUUUAUUUUCGCCAGUGGCUUUCUACCAAAACUUUGAUUGGCGGUAUCCGUUUCGCAUGUAGUCUCCUGAUGAGAUGUCUAGCUGGCGUAUCUUUCCCAGGGGAAAGGUUUCUGCCAGGGGGAAGUUUCAACAGUUUCGCAGGAUCUAUGAAAAUAAGAAUUUCUGAAUUCCAGAAAAUAAUAUUCUGAAAAUUUGUAAAUCAUCUGUAAAGUGUUGCCAGUUGGGUCGGUAUUUUCAUCGAAAGAACAUUCGGAUCCUUCAUUAUUUCCUUAUAUCUAUUCAUAAAUUCAAGAAUAACCAAUAAUAUGACUUAUGACAUAUUAGUUUGAUUUUUUUCGCUUUAAGCUGCAGUUAAUAAUUUGCAUUUCAGAUGACGGAAUAGAACAAGAUGCUCUGAAUUGGCUCACCCACUAUUUGAAGGGAUCUGGUUUGAUCCGGAUUAUUUGUUUCAUUUUUAUAGGGUACACGAGAUCCCUUCCUGCCAUGAUCAGAAAUACCUUGUUUUAGUUCUCCC